AUGCCCGGUCUGCUGAACCAGAUGACAGGGGCAGCCCUGCCCCUCACUGCUUCUGACGUCACCUCCUUCGUCAGUGGUUAUGCCCUGGGUCUGACUGCAUCCCUCACCUAUGGCAACCUGGAAGCCCAGUCUUUCCAGGGCCUCUUCGUGUACCCGCUGGAUGAGUACACCACGGUGAUCGGCUUUGAGGCGGUCAUUGCUGACCGGGUUAUAACGGUACAGAUCAAGGACAAAGCCAAGAUGGAGAGUGGCCACUUCAAUGCCACCCACCUUCGAGCCACAACUGUCACAGGAAACAUCCUGCGAGAGGGGGUUUCCGUGGUCCCGCCUUCCUGCACACUGGGAAAGGUGGCUUUGGAUGAGGAUUUGGAGCGGAUCCUCUUCGUGGUCAACCUGGGGACCAUCACCCCGAUGGAGAACGUCAAGGUCUUCAUCAGCACCUCCUCAGAGCUCCCGACGCUGCCCAGUGGGGCCAUGCGGGUCCUGCUGCCUGCUGUCUGCGCCCCGACCGUGCCCCAGUUCUGCACAGAGAGCGGUGACCCCUCCAGCCAACAGGCCCACGGCAAAGACAAGCAUUGCUUCGGCGCCCGGGCCCUGGACUCCUGGAACAAGCUGUGCCUGGCAACUCUUCUGGACAUGGAUGUGUCCAACCCCAUGGAAUAUGAGUUCAACUUCCAGCUGGAGAUCCGUGGGCCAUGCCUGCUCGCAGGGGUAGAGAGUCCGACCCACGAGAUUCGAGCCGACGCCGCCCCGUCCGCAUGCUCGGCCAAGAGCAUAAUCAUCACCUUGGCCAACAGGCACACCUUCGACCGGCCUGUGGAGAUCCUCAUCCACCCCAGCGAGCCCCACAUGCCACACGUCCUGAUGGAGAAAGGGGACAUGACCGUGGGAGAAUUUGAGCAGCACCUGAGGGGAAGAGCAGAUUUCAUUAAAGGGAUGAAGAAGGACAGCAGUGCAGAGCGAAAGACAGAAAUCAUCCGGAAACGCCUCCACAAGGACAUUCCCCACCACUCUGUCAUCAUGCUCAACUUCUGUCCUGACCUCCAGUCGUUCCAGCCGAACCUGAGGAAGACCCAUGGCGAGUUUAUCUUCCUCAUUGACAGGAGCGGCAGCAUGAGUGGGACCAACAUCCACCGCGUCAAGGAUGCCAUGCUGGUGGCUCUUAAGAGCCUCAUGCCUGCUUGCCUCUUCAACGUCAUUGGGUUUGGAUCCACGUUUAAGAGUCUCUUCCCUUCCAGUCAGGCCUACAACGAGGAGACCUUGGCCAUAGCCUGUGAAAACAUUCAGAGAAUGCGGGCUGACAUGGGCGGCACCAACAUCCUCUCCCCGCUCAGGUGGGUCAUCCGGCAGCCAGUGCACCGAGGCCACCCGCGACUCCUCUUCGUGGUCACAGACGGGGCGGUCAACAACACUGGGAAGGUGCUGGAGCUGGUGCGAAACCACGCCUUCUCCACCAGGUGCUAUAGCUUUGGAAUUGGGCCCAGCGUCUGCCACAGGCUGGUGAAGGGGCUGGCAACCGUGUCCAAGGGCAGUGCUGAGUUCCUGAUGGAGGGGGAGCGGCUGCAGCCCAAGAUGGUCAAAUCCCUGAAGAAGGCCAUGGCCCCAAUCCUGAGUGAUGUGACUGUGGAGUGGGUCUUCCCGGAGACCACCGAAGUGCUGGUCUCCCCCUUGAGCACCAGCACCCUCUUCCCUGGGGAACGGCUGGUGGGAUACGGCAUUGUGUGUGAUGCCUCCUUAUACAUCUCCAACUCCAGAUCUGACAAGAGGAGACGAUACAGCAUGCUGCACUCUCAGGAGUCCAGCAGCUCUGUCUUCUACCAGUCACAGGAUGAAGGGCCCGGCUCAGACAAUGCAAAUUGUGCCAAGAGCUUGGGGGAACCCCUCGACCUGCGGCAGGCCACAGAUGCCCGGCCGUCCAGUGGCGACCCCGCCACCAGUCCUGGUGUGGGCCUCUCCCAGCGACGACGGGCAUAUAGCACCAACCAGAUCAUCGACCACAAGCCCUCCCCGAGGGCCACCACGGUCAGCGACCCCACGAUGGCUGCCAGGAGAUACCCACUGCGGAAAGCCAAGCUGCAGGACCUCAUCAACCAGCCCAGCCCAGAUGCCCAGCCGAGACAGAUUGAUUUGCAGCCCUUCCUGAACAGUGGCUGGGACCUGUGCCAGGGCCCCAAACUCCGGGGCCCAGGGGCCCGCAGGCCCUCUCUGCUGCCCCAAGGCUGCCAGCUCUUCGUGCCCUCUGACCAGGAGCCCCAGGCCUGGAGCCCCAUGAGGGAGCUGGACCUUGGGUACAGCCCGCAGCCGGCCUCAGACAGCCUCAGCCCCGGGGACCAGGAGCCGGUCCAUCAACCCUCCUCCUUGGAGACCCAGACCUCCCCGGCCUGGGAGCCGCAGGCCAGCACCGACAGGCAAGCCACCCCAGACCCCGUGCUGGGCAAGGCCGUGGUCAAGGGCCUGCGCGACAGCCAGUGUUUACAAUGGGAGGUGAGCUUCGAGCUGGAGCCCCUGGGCCACGAGCGGAGCAGAGCGCACGACGCCGACCUUUGGAAGGAGACCUUCCACCACCUGGCGGCCCGCGCCAUCAUCCGCGACUUCGAGCAGCUGGCGGAGCGCGAGGGCGAGAUAGAGCAAGGAUCCAGCCGCCGCUACCAGGUGAACGCCGUGCACACCAGCAAGGCCUGCAACAUCAUCAGCAAGUACACCGCCUACGUGCCUGUGGACGUGAGCCAGAGGCUGUACCUGCCCACCGUGGUGGCCUACCCCAGCUCCGGUGCUGCACUGCGGAUGGCCAGCUCUCGGGCCCUGAACCAACAGUGGAGGGGCAGCUCUGCUGGCUUCAGUCGGUCCCAGUCCGUGUUCACGGAAGACUCGGCAGCAGGACCUGGCAGAUUUCAGAACCUAAAUGUGGAGGAAAACCCCGCUGUGCCCUCCGGCCAUGCCACAUCCCCGGGCGGGGAGAAGUACGCUGCUUCUGAGGGUCCCCAGCACGACCUGGCCACCAACACCCCUUCUUCCUUGAAGACCUCUGAGACCCUGUUUGGAACCAGGCUGACUCUCAAAAAGUCCAGGCUGCUGACGCAAGCAGCCAGGGGCUUCCUGGGCAAGCCGCUGACCAAGACUCCAGAGCCAACGCCGGGGAGCCAGAGCUUCGACUACGUCCCACUGGUGUCUCUGCAGCUGGCCUCCGGAGCCUUCCUGAUGAACCAGGCCUUCUGCGAGGCCAUUCACAUCCCUAUGGACAAGCUCAAGUGGACCUCGCCCUUCACCUGCCACCGAGUGUCCCUCACAGCCCGCCAGCCCGCGUCUAAGACCAGCCCCUCGUCUCGGCACCCCUCUUGUGACACCUCCUCCGAGGAGCCUCUGGCAGGGGACAAGGCGAGCUGGGAGCUCAGCGCGGUGACAGAACACACAGGGAAGCUGUGGGCCACGGUGGUGGCCCUGGCGUGGCUGGAGCACAGCUCGGCGUCCUACUUUGUUGAGUGGGAGCUGGUGGCCGCCAAGGCCAGCGCGUGGCUGGAGCAGCAGGAGGUGCCGGAGGGCCGCACGCGGGGCACGCUCAAGGCCGCCGCCCUGCAGCUGUUCGUGCUCCUGCGGCACUGGGACGAGAGCCUGGAGUUCAAUAUGCUCUGCUAUAACCCGAAUUAUGUGUAG
Molecule: messenger RNA, 3651 nt
Organism: Myotis lucifugus (little brown bat)
Lineage: Eukaryota; Metazoa; Chordata; Mammalia; Chiroptera; Vespertilionidae
Gene: VWA5B1
Product: von Willebrand factor A domain containing 5B1
Exons: 21
Coding region: 1-3651 (1216 amino acids)
Source: RefSeq, a predicted model, not a curated record